This is a messenger RNA of Mollisia scopiformis, 1019 nucleotides long. Its product is annotated as putative epoxide hydrolase. NCBI's taxonomy places the organism in Eukaryota, Fungi, Ascomycota, Leotiomycetes, Helotiales, Mollisiaceae. The record is from RefSeq and is a predicted model, not a curated record. The transcript is spliced from 2 exons. The coding region runs from base 59 to 949 and encodes 296 amino acids. Gene Ontology annotation, molecular function: hydrolase activity.
AUUUGCAACUUCUUUCACAGAACUUUUCCAGCUUCAUAUUUAGAUUCUAGUUGCAAACAUGUUUCCUAAUUUCGAGUCCUUCGAUCUGAAACUCUCAUCCUCCUUAACAAUCCACGGGAUCCGUUCCGGCUCGGGUCAACCCCUCCUUUUGCUUCAUGGCUUUCCUCAAACUCACCACAUUUGGCACAAGGUUGCGCCAGAACUCACGUCCAAAUAUACUGUUAUCGCGAUUGAUUUGAGAGGAUAUGGGAAAUCAUCUAAAUUGCCUUCGGAUGAGAAGGAUAGUCACAAAGCAUAUGCAAAAUCGACUAUGGCAGAAGAUUGUGUGAAAGUCAUGAGUGGGCUUGGGUAUGAGAAAUUCUGGAUCUUGAGUCAUGAUAGAGGGGCUAGGAUCGCUCAUAAAUUGUGUGUCGAUUAUCCUGAGAAAGUGGGCAAGCUCAUGAUGCUCGACAUUGCGCCGACGUUAGCCAUGUUUGAAAAAACAGACCAAGAAUUCGCUACCAAAUACUGGCACUGGUUCUUCCUCAUCCAACCAUCACCAUUCCCUGAGAAUAUACUGCUCAACAAUCGAGAAGAGUUAAAAGCCCGUUUCUUUGGAGGCAGUUGGUCAGGAGUGAAAGGGUUUAUGGAUGAGAAAGCCGUUGAAGAAUAUAUUUCUCAAUUCACUGAUAAAGCAGGUGUCCAUGCUAUGUGUGAAGAUUACAGGGCUGCUGCUACCAUUGAUCUCGUGGAAGCGAGAAGUGACAAAGAAGCAGGAAGGAAGAUCAAGUGUCCUGUGAGAGUCUUGUGGGGCAAGAAUGGAGUGAUUGAGAAGAGUUUCGAUUGUUUGGGGGAGUGGAGAGCUGUUUGUGACAAUGAAGUGAGUGGUGAAGCAGUCAAUUCGGGACAUUUUAUCGCAGAAGAAGUUCCUAAUGUGUUGCUGAAGCAUGUCCGAGAGUUCUUUGGGUAGGUUGGGUAGAUUCGAUAUUUCAUAUCUCGAACUAUUGCUUCAAUCUGCAUGUGGACAUAGAAUGCAGUAU